Molecule: messenger RNA, 5934 nt
Organism: Tachysurus fulvidraco (yellow catfish)
Lineage: Eukaryota; Metazoa; Chordata; Actinopteri; Siluriformes; Bagridae
Gene: kdm2aa
Product: lysine (K)-specific demethylase 2Aa
Exons: 23
Coding region: 1182-5036 (1284 amino acids)
Biological process (GO): protein demethylation; regulation of transcription by RNA polymerase II
Molecular function (GO): DNA binding; zinc ion binding; transcription coregulator activity
Source: RefSeq, a predicted model, not a curated record
AGUUUUUAUGACGAUUUGAACAUGGCGGCGAAAGACCACCAAUGGAACUUUAUCGUGAAUACAGAUAGACAGAGCGGAUCUGUCCAAACGACACAAUUCCCCCCCUCAGUUGAUAAAAGUUGAUAAAGAAACCUUACUGCAACGUAUAUGUUGUUAAGAGAGGACGAUUCGGAGCCUGUACGGUGUGGGAUUUAAGGGCAAGUUUAGCGAAGUUUCUUUGUAAAUAACCAUAACCGCGUUACAGUGGGAUAAACCUUUUCUAAACUGUAGCUAACGCUAGCUAGCUGAGUUAGCAUAUAGAUAGAACGCGAGAUGCGCUACUUCAGUCUUUAUUCCAUUUCCCCCUGUGUUGCCAUGGUGCGCCUUUUACCUAUAAUAACUGUUGUCACGAACGCGUUCCUGGAUCAGACUUUAUCAAAACGGAGGUGAAGAAAUAUCACGAACGCGAUGUCCGUUCUAGCGAGAUAGCUAACAAUCCGUCAGCUACUUUUGCCGAUGUGUUCGGAGCUAAGCUCUAGCUAGUGCUAAUGCUAAUCCGUUUCACCCAGCACUGUUUUGUUUUUGUUUUGUUGGAGCGGUGCUUCAGUUCAAGUAAAGGAUAGUUAUAUAGUCGGUGUAUUUAACACGGUUUGUUAAGUGAAGUUCCUGUAGGUUGUUUUUAGUCAAGUAAGCGACAAGAAUUGUGGUUUAAUGUGGAAUAAGCCGGCUAUCAUUUGUUAAGUAGACCAACAAUAACAGUUCAUUAACCGCCAUCUAUCUAACAAGUUAUAAGCUAGGAUGUUAUUUUAAAACUGAUAAAUUAAGGUAACUUUGUACACAGCGUCAUUUGUUUAUUAUUAUUAUUAUUAUUAUUAUUAUUAUAAUAAAUACACUGUCGGGUCGGUCGUGUUUUUAAUUACGAAGUUUUCACUUUAGCUAGUUUUUACUGUAGCUAUAAGGGCCAAGUGUUUUCUUCACUUCAUGAGAUUUUGAGAUUUCUACAGACGAGUAGAAGUGAGAGCUGGUGUGGUUUUUUUUUUUUGGUGGGAGUAUUAUUUCCUACACGACACACUCUGGAUAUGGAAGAUCUAAAUCCACGGUACAGCAAACGACUGCUACCAGCCGGUGGGGGUGUGAAGAAGGCUAACACAUUUCUCAGAGACAUGUGAAUCCAGACACUGAAUUUUCUCGAACUGCUUCUCAUGAAAGAUCACAUGAAAAUGAUGUGCAACCUAUCACGGUCAGGAACGCGGCGACGUUACCAUGACGACGGGAUCUCUGACGAUGAAAUUGAGGGGAAAAGGACAUUUGACCUGGAGGAGAAAGUGUACAGUGAUCGCUUCGGUUUUGAUAGAAUCAAACGCAUGGAAGGAAAAGAUUUUACAUUUGAGUUCAUCCAGAGAGGCGGGCUAAGAGAUCCAAUUAUCUUUGAACGACCAGAUGGACUUGGAAUCAAAAUGCCAGGUUCAGACUUCACUGUGAACGAUGUGAAGAUGUAUGUGGGCAGUCGGCGAAUGAUUGACGUGAUGGAUGUGGCCACUCAGAAGGAUACAGAGAUGUCUAUGGCACAGUGGAGGCGAUACUACGAGACCCCGCCUUCUCAGAGAGAGAAGCUGUACAAUGUCAUCAGCUUGGAGUUUAGCCACACCAAACUAGAAAAUUUAGUCAGGAGACCUGCAACGGUGGAUAUAAUAGAUUGGGUGGAUAAUAUGUGGCCACGACACUUAAAGGAAAGGCAAAGAGACUCCACCAACUCCAUCCUUGAAAUGCAGUACCCUAAAGUGCAAAAAUACUGUCUGAUGAGCGUGCAGGGCUGUUACACAGACUUCCACAUAGACUUUGGAGGCACAUCUGUGUGGUACCACAUACUGCGAGGAUGCAAGGUAUUUUGGUUGAUUCCUCCGACACCACAGAACCUGGAGCUCUAUGAGAACUGGGUGCUGUCUGGAAAGCAAGGCGACAUCUUCCUUGGAGACAGGGCUACAGAUUGUCAACGGAUUGAGCUCAAGCAGGGCUUUACGUUUAUUAUCCCAUCAGGUUGGAUUCAUGCAGUGUAUACUCCUUUGGACACUCUUGUGUUUGGUGGAAAUUUCCUACAUAGUUUUAACAUCCCCAUGCAGCUUAAUAUCUGCAGCAUUGAAGACAGGACACGGGUGGCUGCUAAAUUUCGCUACCCUUUUUUUUAUGAGAUGUGUUGGUAUGUGCUGGAACGGUAUGUGUACAGUCUGACCAACACCUCCUACCUCAUCCCUGAGUUUCAGAAACACUCUCUAGGCAUCGGCCUUAAGCGAGAAUUUUCUAGUUCUGAAGCAUUGAAUGGUCAUGUAAAGGAUGAAGAUGAUCCUCCCUCUCCUCCAACUCGGCCAGGGAUGAAAGUUCACAUGACUCCUUUUGAGCUGGAAGGUUUAUCGAAUUUGCUCGGAAAACUAGAAUCUCUUCCCUCACACAAAAAAUGUGUCCCUGCAGGAAUACACAAUGCACCUGCCUUGCUCCAUGACAUGCGGGCAUUACUUAAUGAACACACCAAUGAUAACCCUAAACUUUCAUACACUGGAAGACCCAUUGUUAAAUGGCCAAAGAGGCCCUCCUGGUACCAGCCUCCCCCGCCCCCUGCCCCAGUAGGUCGUCCCAAAUUAGCCACCACCCCAAUCCUCCCUCGUCCAACAAAGCCAGCAUCAGCAAUGUCAGCACUGCGGCGGCGGCGCGUGCGCUGUAAGCGUUGUGAGGCAUGUCGAAGGCCAGAAUGUGGCGAGUGCAAUUUCUGCAGAGAUAUGAAGAAAUUUGGUGGCCCUGGCAAACUGAAACAGACAUGUGUCCUUCGUCAGUGUCUUGCUCCUGGCUUACCUCUCUCAGCGGUAUGUGAAAUUUGUGAAGAAGGGAACCAGGAUCCUGGAGAAGAACUCAUGGAAUGCUCCAACUGUGCACAAAUUGCUCAUCCUGGCUGCUUAAAGGUGGCAGGUGAUGGUUUAGUUAACAAAGAUCUGCCCAGUUGCUGGGAAUGUCCCAAAUGUGUCCUGGGCAAAGACACGGACUCUGAGUCAUCGGGCAGCGGUGAUGACCUCACGACUCAGGAUGGGUCGGGGGGGCUGAGGGGCGGGGCGUGGCACGGGGUCGGGCGGCCCCCUUCCUCUCUGUCACAUGGGCCGCUACAGAAACAAGUGGCGGCCCCAGAGCAGCGGCUCAGGAAGAGGAGCAAAUUGGAAGGAAACAAAUUGCUUAAACGCAAGUCAUCCUCUCUUGAUCAUCGUGUGGCUAAGAUCUAUCGCAGACAUGGAAUGGAUUCAGGCAGUGAUGAUGAGGAUGGAGAAGGAAGAAGGCGGCUCUCUCUCCACUCAAGGGGUGCAAUAUCUGCUCGCCGUGGAUUUGGGUCCAGUAGGCGGGGCCUGUUAAGAGGCUCAUCACAUCGAGGGGGCAGAGGGAUGACCACAAAUUCCUCCUCCCUGAAAAUGAGGCGCGGACUUGGUGCAAGGGGUGAGCGGGGAGGUCGUGUUCGUUUACGAGGGGGGUCCAAAAUGCAGCGGAGGCGUUAUGAAACAGAGGACGACGACGACGAUGACGACGACGAUGAUGAUGACGAUGAUGAUGAGGAGGAGGAAGAGGAUGAAAGUGAAGAAGAAAGACACAUGGGCAGGCAUGAAAGGGAACACCGUUCACGACGGCGGCGCCGCAGAGGUGAAGAUGAUGACGAAGAUGAGGACGAUGAAAGUGAAGAACAAGACUUUGAUGGAGAGGAUGAAGAGAUGGAGGACCUGGAUGAUGGAGCGGAGGAAGAUGAUGAUGAGGGUGAAAACCAUUCAGACUCAGAACCUGACCCUCCUGUUCUGUUUGUCGCAGACUUAAAUGAUGAACUGUUAAAUGGUUCUUAUCUGACUGUCACAUUACAGCGGCCAUCAAAGGCCAAACGGGAUCCUGGGUCUAUUGUACCCAAACUGGAGGCAGCCAUGUCUCCUUGCACUCCUGGUAAUGCUGAUUUACUCCAGCGCAAAUCGCUUAACAAAUUUCGCCAGAAAAACGGCAGCACUGUCUCCACUGGAAAUGGUCUAUCACAACCCAAAGCCAGUCAAGCAUUAGGCCGACAUACACGCCACAGAAGUUUGAACCUUGAUGGUAGAGCAUCACCUUCCUCCACCUCCUCUCGCUCUUCCAUUUCUCCUCCUCCUCCUCCUCCCCUGAUAUCCACUGCUGGCUUCUCCCCUCCUUCCCUCCUCACUCAUCCCUCAUUCCGGGAUGUAGGGAACGAGCCAGGGUGUGAGAAGGAGGUGUGGGUGUCAGUGUUUCGGUACCUGAGCCGAACAGAUCUGGCUGUGUGCAUGCGGGUUUGCAAGGCCUGGUAUAAAUGGUUUUAUGAUAAGCGUUUGUGGACUCGAAUAGAUUUCAGUAGAUGUCGCUCUCUCAGUGGUCAGGCUGUGUCCGCUAUUAUUAAACGGCAGCCUAUCACACUUGACCUGUCCUGGACACCUGUUUCCAAGAAACAAAUCACCUGUCUUAUCCACUAUCUCCCAGGACUGAAGGAUCUGAUCAUGUCAGGCUGUUCUUCAUCAACUCUUUUGGGCUUAAGUUCUCAGAGCCUCCCAUGUCUCCGCACGCUGGACCUGUCCUGGGCUGAAAGCAUCAAAGACGCUCAGCUCAGAGACCUCCUCGCGCCAUCAGGUCAACUGCGUAGUGAAAAUCGCAGCAGGCUGAAAGGUGUGUUAACGUUGCGGCUAUCUGGUCUGGAUUUGAGUGACUCGACACUGAAGCUGAUAAUUAAACACAUGCCGUUGCUGAGGAGGUUAGACCUGUCGCAUUGCCCUGUCCUUACAGACCAGUCCAUCAGCCUGCUUGCAGCUAUUGGCUCUAACACACGCAGCACUCUGAGAGAGAUCACCCUUGCAGGUUGUAAUAAGUUAACAGAUGCGUGCCUAAAUUAUAUGAAGCGCCUCUCGGCUCUCACUCUCCUGGACCUGCGGGGCUGCAAGGGUAUCACGCGACAUGGCUGUGAAAACUUCAUUUCUGACCUUUCCUACUGCACCUUCUUUUGUCUGACUGAGGAUAAACUCAUCCAGAGGAUAUCUUAACACAGACACACACAUACAGCACACAUGCUCUUACACUGGUGUGCUCAACAGGCUCCAUCAUUAAUGCUCCGACACGAUUCUGAGCUUCCUCACUGAGUCUGGUUGAGCAGGUGGAUGGCGGGAAGAGGCUGCGCCCCUGGGGAGAGGAUGGACGCACAGAAUCUGAGGAGAAUUAUGUUCUUUCGUGCCAGGCAUUCGGGCUCAUUCAAAGUGACUUGUAAAGAAGAUACCAACACUCAUGUGGUCGAAUUGGAAAUCAAAAUGUAUUGAUCCAAACUACCUGAGUGACUGAGAGGAGUCCAGUCUUAGGAGUAUUGUGAGAUGUUUAAAAAGAAUGUUGGCUACAUAUAGCAGUUUCAGGUAUGGCUCAUGUUAGGAUACAGUAAACCAGCAUUACCAUGAGUGGGGGGGAAAGGAACCAACCAUGGUGCGAAAUGUUGCCAAAAAACCAAGAGGCAAUGACAUGCACUUAAAUUUGAGUGCCACAAAAUGUAACUCUGACUUUGACCCAACAUCCCACAAAGUCCCAGUUAUGCACACUUCAAUCUUUGACAUCUUGGCUAACCUUUUGUUGUCUGUACGGCUUUACCAACAUAUUCUACUACAGUAAACUGUAUCAACUUCUAUUAAAGCCUCUUUCAUUCUGGUUUUUCAUCUCAAGUUUCCGUUGCUUUUACUGUGAUCUUUAUCUUCAUGUAUCUCUCCCACUUUACCUGUAUUUUUCAGUUUUCUUCCAUAUUACCAUAUUCCUCUGUACAUUUGCUGAGUUGUUUAUAGUGUACAUGCAUUUUUUUUCUUCUUCUGAAGCAAUGUCUUAAGUGCAUCCUGUAGCAACACAACCUUUUUCAUAUUUUUUUUCAAGAAAAGGGAAAAAAAUAAAGUCACAUGUUCUGUGAGA